UUCAUUUUAUCGUUACAUUAAAACAGUGAAACCAGGUCAAAGUUUGAACAAGUUGAGUAAAAUCUAGUUUGCAUUUCCUGUUAAAACAUGUUGAUUUAAUAUGCUGCUCGGAAGUAAAUAUGAACUUUGAGUCAAAAUGGGAAAUACAAUCUAUUUGCCGACUACAAAAGACGGAAAACUUACCACUCGAGAGGUUGCUCUGAGUGAAGUUGAGCUUGCAGCACUCGUCGUCGGGGUCGUAUUAGGGGCGAUCCUCAUCAUAUCAUUGGCAGCACUCCUUAUAUAUUCAAUCAAGCAAAAGAACAAGAGGAGGAGAAAGCGAGAGGAGGUGAAGAAAAAUCUCGCUCAAAGUACGAUACGUAGAGAGCUGCAUAUGAAUAAACAAAAAUAUGUUCCUAAUGGAAGACCGGUUGAUAAUGAUAUAUCCAGUGGAAAUGGAAACAGCUUUGAACAAAGCUCGCCCAACUACCUGACCAACACAAGACUGGUGCAAAAGUACAAACGUCAAGCGGCACCAUCUCGCGCAAGAGCAGUCGCUAGAAGCGACAAUACCUCAUACUAUUACCAAUGGUGGGACCCACGAUCCUGGUGGUACUAUUGGAAUACCCGAGCUUCUAAUGCCCCAGCCAUGCAGUACUAUGGCACACAAAAUAAUACAUAUCAUACCAUGACGAGAUAUUGAAAUGACCUUUGCAUGAGUGUGACAUGAAAACUCAAAUGACAGAUAGCAAAAGUUAAAUCUUAUGAUAUUGUUAACCAAAGGGCUCCAUCCAUAUUAUGAAUUAUUGAAUGAUUUGAUGUGCAAUGCAGGAUAUAUUCUGCUCGAAAAAUUCCGAAUACCGAA
Molecule: messenger RNA, 844 nt
Organism: Owenia fusiformis
Lineage: Eukaryota; Metazoa; Annelida; Polychaeta; Sabellida; Oweniidae
Source: the annotation of a GenBank genome assembly